AGUUUUUUUUUACUGUUAGAUGAUGGAGCUUUUGAGGAAGAUGAAAAUGGAAUUGGAUUACACAAAGAAAAUUGAUAAAAUCUGGAAUUUGAGAUGAUAAGAUGUUAAUACAGUGACAAAUAGGGUAAUACAUAGAGAAAUGAUCUACUAAUUUCCAAACACAUAGUUUGUAGAAAAGGCAAAAUUGAUGCUUUUGUCAAUGAAUGUUGUACCUAUGAUGAAGCUAUAAAAAGCUUGAAUCUUUCUUUGAACCAAGAUUACUUUUUUGGGUUUCCCAUUUGGUGUCAGGAUAUCAUAUCCAGGGCUCGAAUCCGAGACCUCUGAUUAAGGAGGAUCAACUUGUCUUUGAACCAAGAUUCAUAUGUAAAUGAUCAGAAUCUUGCAGCUUGAAACAAUAUGAAUAAUGAUGAAAAGUAGGAGACUUGAGUCAUACAUAAGUUUGACCAUGAAAAUUAAUUCAGAUUUUGUAAAUCUGAUCUUAUUUUCACACUCUUAUAAGAGCUUCACAAUGAAAAAAGUUGGAACUUUUAUUUCUCAUAAAAAUAAAAAUAAAAAGAAGGGAGACUCAGAAAGAGCUUAACGGAGAUGGGGCAAAAAGGGUAUCAAUCACCGGUGAAGAAACUGUUGUCAUGGGUUCAAAAGCAAUCGAAGAAAGUGAAAAUCGUUUUGUUUAUCAUCACGGUGAUUACUCUAUUGGUGACUCUCAAGUUAACCGUUCACAAUCACGACUACUUUUUUGUUAUGGCUGAAGCUAUUCAUUUGAUUGGGCUCUUGAUUUUGAUUUACAAAUUGACAACCCUCAAAACUUGCUCUGGCCUUUCAUUGAAGACUCAAGUUCUUACAGUUAUAUUUUUGGCUGUAAGAGUAUACUGUAGUUUCAUCAUGGAAGGAGAUAUCCACACUGUGUUAGAUCUUAUCACCCUUGUGGCAACAUUGUGGAUUAUAUAUAUGAUGAAGUUCAAGCUAAAGACGUCGUACAUGGCAGAUCUGGAUAACAUGUCCAUACACUACGUGAUAGUUCCUGCCGCAGUUUUGGCCUUUUUUGUUCAUCCUAGUGUAAAAACAUAUAUUCUGAUAAAUCGAAUGCUUUGGGCGUUUUGCGUGUAUCUGGAAUCUAUAUCAGUGUUGCCUCAGCUUCGCUUGAUGCAAAAUGUUCAGAUACUUGAGCCAUUUUCAGCACAUUAUGUUUUUGCAUUGGGCAUUGCAAGGUUUUUGGGUUGUGCUCAUUGGAUUAUUCAGGUUUAUGACAAUGUUGGGUCACCGAUUUUUUUGGAUGAACAUAGUGUCUUAUGGAUACCUAUGGUCUUUUUAGCAGAAAUGGUUCAAACUUUCAUCUUGGCUGAUUUCUGUUAUUAUUACAUAAAGUGUGUUAUGAGCGGCCAGUUGAUUAUUCAUUUGCCAGUGCCGGUGUAAAAGGCUGUAAUAUGAUUUUGUUGAAUUAAUUCUAAAGUUGUAAUGUGAUAAUGAGUUCUUAUUUUGGUAACUGAAUCGGUAUUUGCUUC
Solanum pennellii is the source of this 1502-nucleotide messenger RNA. Its product is annotated as putative ER lumen protein-retaining receptor C28H8.4. NCBI's taxonomy places the organism in Eukaryota, Viridiplantae, Streptophyta, Magnoliopsida, Solanales, Solanaceae. Bases 586 to 1413 code for a protein of 275 amino acids. The record is from RefSeq and is a predicted model, not a curated record. Gene Ontology annotation, biological process: protein retention in ER lumen. The transcript is spliced from 7 exons. Gene Ontology annotation, cellular component: membrane. Gene Ontology annotation, molecular function: ER lumen protein retrieval receptor activity.